This is a messenger RNA of Girardinichthys multiradiatus, 3082 nucleotides long. RefSeq names its product selenoprotein O1 (gene selenoo1). The transcript is spliced from 9 exons. Lineage: Eukaryota; Metazoa; Chordata; Actinopteri; Cyprinodontiformes; Goodeidae. The record is from RefSeq and is a predicted model, not a curated record.
UGUUUCAAAUCGGACAUAGAAAGGUGUGACAACUCAGCGCCUCCCAAACAUCCGCUGUGGCUAGCAGGGUUAUGAAAGCCUGAUCAGCUUAGUUCAGACUGAUGGCCUAGUUUGCAUGGCUUAUUUAGGACCUCGGCUGGGAGUGUCACGCAUCUUUGCGCCCCGUGUGAUCGUGUUCCGACUCCUCGGCACUGUCGGGAUGGACGACAUGGGUCUGGCAUUGGGUCGGUCCGCUUUGGAGCGGCUGGACUUUGACAACGUCGUCCUGAAGAAACUUCCCCUAGACCCGUCCGAGGAAGCGGGGGUGCGACUGGUGAAAGGAGCGUGUUUCUCUCGAGUUAAGCCUGAGCCGCUGAACAACCCUCGGUUCGUGGCCGUUUCGCUUGACGCCCUGGCACUGCUGGGGCUCGACGGAGACGAGGUCAUGAACGACCCUCUCGGACCGGAGUACCUGAGCGGAUCCAAAGUCAUGCCUGGAUCCGAGCCCGCGGCUCACUGCUACUGCGGUCACCAGUUCGGACAGUUUGCCGGGCAGCUGGGGGACGGAGCUGCCUGUUACCUAGGAGAGGUGAAGGUUCCUCCGGGACAAAAUCCAAAGUUCCUCCGAGAAAAUCCAAGCGGCCGGUGGGAGAUCCAAGUGAAAGGAGCGGGACAGACUCCCUAUUCCAGAAAAGCUGAUGGCCGAAAAGUCCUGCGAUCCAGUGUAAGAGAAUUCCUUUGCAGUGAGGCUAUGUUCUUCCUCGGUAUUCCCACCACCAGAGCAGGCUCUGUGGUUACCUCUGACAGCAAGAUCUUAAGGGAUGUGUACUACAGCGGGAAUCCCUCUUACGAGAGAUGCUCAGUAGUCCUCCGCAUUGCUCCCACCUUCCUCAGGUUUGGAUCCUUUGAGAUCUUUAAGCCGGCUGACGAGUUCACGGGGCGGCAGGGUCCCAGUUAUGGACGUGAAGAGAUCCGAGGUCAGAUGUUGGAUUAUGUCAUUGAGACGUUUUAUCCUGAAAUCCAACAGAACCAUCCAGACCGGGUGGAAAGAAAUGUGGCCUUCUUCAGAGAGGUGAUGUGUCGUACAGCUCAACUCGUGGCUCAGUGGCAGUGUGUUGGAUUUUGUCACGGAGUUCUGAACACCGACAAUAUGAGCGUGUUGGGACUCACACUGGACUAUGGUCCAUAUGGCUUCAUGGACAGGUUUGAUCCAGAUUUCAUUUGCAAUGCAUCAGACAACUCUGGUCGAUAUUCAUACAAGGCACAGCCGGCUAUCUGCAGGUGGAACCUGGUGAAGCUGGCAGAAGCUCUGGCUCCAGAGUUGCCAACGGAUCGAGCUAAAGCUGUGAUAGAUGAAUACCUGGAUCAAUUCAAUCGCUCCUACCUGGAGAACAUGAGGAAGAAACUGGGCCUACUGAGAAAGGAGGAGCCUGAGGAUGAGAUCCUGAUCACUGAGCUGCUACGGACCAUGCACGACACCGGUGCUGACUUCACUAACACCUUCCGCAGCUUGUCUCAGAUCUCCUGUCCAUCAGAGAGAGAAACUGAACAAGACAAGGAGAUUGUUAAGAAAGCCACAGAACUCUUUCUUGCACAGUGUGCUUCUUUGGAGGAGCUAAAGUCAGCGAACACACCCACAAUGGAUCCACGUGAGUUGGCAAUGCUGCUCUCUAUGGCUCAGAGCAACCCCACUCUGUUUGAGAUGAUCUCAGACAGGGCGACCAUCGCAAGGCAGUUGGACAGAAUGAGUAAAUUGAAAGUCCUGAUGGAGACCAGUCAGGAGGAGCUGAGAGCCAGGCAGGCUCAGGAGUGGACCUCCUGGAUCACACUCUAUAGGAAACGCCUGGCCUGCGAGCUGGAAGGCCAGAGCGACGUGCAGGUCUUGCAGGAGGAGAGGGUGAGGGUGAUGAACAGCACCAACCCUCGCGUGGUGCUUAGAAACUACAUUGCGCAGAAUGCAAUAGAGGCUGCAGAGAAUGGGGACUUCUCUGAAGUCCAACGGGUCCUCAAGGUUCUGGAGAAGCCCUUUUUUUCUCAGCCAGGACUGGAGCUCCCUGCUUGGGUGGGUUCACAUGGGAGCACUGCACAGGGGGAAAGGGAUGAAAGAGAGGAGCAAGAGCAGAGAGCCUCUGCUUCAUCAACUGCCAUAGACCCUGUGCCGUACGACAGCAAGCCUCCAGCAUGGGCACGCCAAAUCUGUGUCACAUGAUCUUCAUAAACAAGUCCUUAUUUGCUGUCCUGCCUAAAAAAAAAAAACAAAGUUGGAAGGUGUUGAUAGUUUUCUUACCUUUUAUAUCCCUUUACUUGGUGUCCAACUUUCUUUUCAGCUUUGGCAAGGCAGCAACAAGGGAGUUAAAAGAGGAGUGGCUCUUCACAGAUUAGCAUGAUGACACAAAACAGACGAGAGGUUGAUGGUGACUCAUUUCUUCCAUUGCUAAAGGCUUUCAAAUUUAAACAGUUUGGGUUUUAUUUUUAGACAUUUAUUAAAGUAGAUGACAAGAAAUGUCUUGAGGUAAGUCAUGGUUCUGGAUGUAAUAUACAGGUUCCAGAGGGAAAAAGUCUCUGAAGUGCACUCCUUUGGAGGGUUGUUUUUCCAACUGUACAGAAACCAAACAUGGCUCACGUCCACCCUGUCUGUUCAGUGUCACUUCUGCUAUUUAUGAUGAGUCAGGUAACAAGUCCCACAUUGACCUGCCUGCCUCUGACAAACUGUGUGCUGUCACUUCAAGAGCAUACCAUAUAUAAGGACUGUGUGAGUAAGUCUAAAGGAGUGUCAUUUCAGUUAAGAGCGAAACCAAAACUUCCGUUCAAAAACACGCACAACUAGUUCUUCAAUAAAUGACACGUUUUUAUGUAUUUAUAACCUAAAUAAAAAGUUUAUGUUGGGGUUCGGACCCUAUUUUUUCUUUUGUUUCUUAAUUUGUUCAUACGGGCAAGUAUAAAUAAACAUUAUCAAACCUGGACGUAACUGUUUACUCAUGAGUAUUAACGAAUAGAAAAAUAUUUCAGUUGCUGUUAUUUUCAGGCAAAUGUAUAUUAAAUGUAGAAAUGAGCUCUUCAUCAGUAAUAGCCUUACCUGUUUUUAUUAAACCUUUUAGCAGAC